Messenger RNA from Raphanus sativus (radish), 1028 nucleotides. RefSeq lists its product as uncharacterized. Gene Ontology annotation, biological process: protein ubiquitination. NCBI's taxonomy places the organism in Eukaryota, Viridiplantae, Streptophyta, Magnoliopsida, Brassicales, Brassicaceae. Bases 196 to 843 code for a protein of 215 amino acids. Gene Ontology annotation, molecular function: ubiquitin-protein transferase activity. The record is from RefSeq and is a predicted model, not a curated record. Gene Ontology annotation, cellular component: CCR4-NOT complex. The transcript is spliced from 2 exons.
CUUGGCUUCUCUUCCUGAGACAGAGAGAAACACAAGAAGAGGAACGUAAGCAGAGAAGUUUUCGAUUCCCAUAUCCUCCUCCCAUCAAAAGGGGAUUAGGGUUCGCUUGUUCUUCGACAUUACUCUCUCUCUCUCUCUCUCUCUCUUUCUUCUUUCUCCUUGAGAAUUGAGAUUGCACCAAAGAAGGAGAUAGUCAUGGUUGCUGAUUCGAUCACCGACUCUCAUCAACUACUCCAUGGUUCUCUCACUUCGAGUGAUUUCUUCAAGAAACCAAAGGCGAAUCGGAGUGUUGAUGAGGACGAUGAGAGUGGUCUCUCUGCAGGAGGUAGUAGUAGCCCCACGAGUGUCAUCAAGAACGAAGAUUCCGGUAGUGUGGACAACGACGACUGCUUCUGCUGUUCUAAGCAGGUCACUGAGGAAGAAGCUUUUGUUGAUGCGCAUGACGGUUCUAGCGAUGAAGAUUACAGGGAUGCCUUGAGCAUGUCUAACGAAGAAGAUCCAAGCCAGAGUGAUGAGAAUAAAGAUGAUGAUUACAGCGAUGCCUUGAGCAUGAUGUUUAAAGAUGAUGAUCAGAAGAAAGAAGAUGAUGACUGUCCCCUUUGCGCUGAAAAGAUGGAUGAAACUGAUCUACAAUUCGAACUGUGUUCUUGCGGGUAUAAGAUUUGUCUCUUCUGCUAUAAGAAUCUCAAGGAAGACACUGGACUUUGCCCGGCUUGCAGGAAGAAGUAUAAGAAUCAGCAGACAAGUAGUAACAUUGGAGAAGUUAGUUUCCAGCAGCAACGUGGUGGUGACCCAGUUCCUUUGUCUUCAGCGUUUCACGGACUUGAUGAUUGUAGUGAUUAAAGAUCGAGGAGAAUGGAGAGAGAGCUUCAAUGAAACGUCAAAUAGGUUUUCUCUUUUCUUUUGUUUGUUGCCUUGGUGUGUCUAAGUUUCAUCAGGAACAAUAGCUUUGUGGGUUUGUUGUUUACAAUGUCAUCUCGAAAAAUAUCAUUCCAUACAUACUUUGUGAGUCAUGUGUGAUGUACAUA